Messenger RNA from Manacus vitellinus (golden-collared manakin), 681 nucleotides. RefSeq names its product growth hormone releasing hormone (gene GHRH). Gene Ontology annotation, molecular function: growth hormone-releasing hormone activity; peptide hormone receptor binding; growth hormone-releasing hormone receptor binding. Lineage: Eukaryota; Metazoa; Chordata; Aves; Passeriformes; Pipridae. The transcript has 6 exons. Gene Ontology annotation, cellular component: perikaryon; terminal bouton; extracellular region. Gene Ontology annotation, biological process: positive regulation of multicellular organism growth; positive regulation of growth hormone secretion; positive regulation of cell population proliferation. Bases 130 to 648 code for a protein of 172 amino acids. The record is from RefSeq and is a predicted model, not a curated record.
GACCCUGCAGGCUCACAGGGGCAGCUCCAGAGGAGAAGUUGUGUUUGCAACAGGGGAAGGAACACCUGGGCAGGAGCUGAUCUAGGAAGUGCUUGUUUUCUACAGGAACGGUGACUCCAAGGGUGGAAGAUGCUGGAUAAGGCCACUCUGCUCCUGUUCCUGCAUUUAGUUGCAUGCUCCAUCUCCUCUCCUCUCUACCCAGCUCUCAGGUACAGUCCAGGGCCAGUUGCUGGCAAGGCCAUGAGCUUCCAGCUCCAGCACAGCAGCCCACUGCAGAGCCAGAACCCCUCGGCAGAGGAACAGGAGGAGGAGGGUUUGUUAGCAGACCCCACUGGGAAAAGGAUGCAGCGCCAUGCCGAUGCCAUAUUCACCGACAACUACCGGAAAUUCCUGGGGCAGAUUUCCGCCCGCAAAUUCCUACAGACCAUCAUUGGCAAACGGCUCGGAAGCAGCAGGAGCAGCCCGGGAGAAGGGGUGCAGGAGUUCCUGACAAGGCGCCAGUCUGACAGCAUCCUGAUGGACAGCAGCUACCAGCACCACAUGGUCCUGAGGGACUUCCUGGGAGCCAUCCUGCAGAACCAGAGGCCUCAGGACAUGGACAGCAGUCGGUUAGAAGGCUUUCCCAGCACCCUGGCUAAGCUCAUGUAAAUACUUCUGCCUUUUCCAUCUCCCCACACUCUG